Molecule: messenger RNA, 5611 nt
Organism: Dunckerocampus dactyliophorus (ringed pipefish)
Lineage: Eukaryota; Metazoa; Chordata; Actinopteri; Syngnathiformes; Syngnathidae
Gene: zc3h18
Product: zinc finger CCCH-type containing 18
Exons: 20
Coding region: 511-4080 (1189 amino acids)
Molecular function (GO): metal ion binding
Source: RefSeq, a predicted model, not a curated record
CUAACGGCCGCCCUCGCUGUGCGGAGCGGGGUGUUUUAUUUUCUCCACCAUACCUGUUAAUUAAACCGUACAUGAGGGAUUGUUUAUUACAAACACAAUUACAGUGUGAAAGGCUAGUUGUUAACACAACGGUGCCGUGUUUAAAGAGCUCCGGUCGGCAAGGUGAAUUGCAGCCAGGGCUUGUUAGUACUUAGCGGGAUGUUGCUAACGCUGUUAGCUUACGUUCGGGGCAGUAACUCAUUGUUAGUUUAUUGUUGCCAAUGUAACCUCGGUGCUCAAGUGAUUAUGCACGUAACAGCAAACAUUUAAGAUAACCAAUUUAUUCGAUGAUUUACUAAAAGUAUUUCUUAUUGAUCGGUGGUUAGCUCGUUAACUUCGCUCCCUCGCGUUGUGGGCCUUGUUGCCGACUAGCACGACCCGGCUAUUAGCAUGGUUACGAGUCAAUAACCCUGCAGGUUUUUACGUACUUGGGAGUUUUGUCUAAUACUGUACAUACAAUAAAAUCUCACAAUGGAUACACCUGAAAGCCCUACCCAGUCGUCUCAGUCUCCUGUGGAGAAGGAUCUUACUGACAGUGAGCUCUUGGAUUCGCCUGAGGAAGAGGAUAGGGUCAUUUCAGACAGCGAAAUACUCUAUGAAGAGAAUGGAGAAGUGGCUGAGGCGGAUGAGGAGGAGGAUACAAUGGAAAUAAGAGCAGGAGGUCUGACAUUACAAGAAGAGGGAGGAGAUGAUGAUGAGGUUGUACCUGACUUUGUUUCCGAGGAUGAGGAACCUGUAGCUGAAACUUCUGUAAUGGGGCAGGAGAAUGAGACCAUUGUGUUGAUGGAAGGGGAUGAUGAUGAUGAUGACGACGAUGAUGAUGAUGAUGAUGAUGAUGAUGAUGAUGGAGCACAAGCUGGUGAGUUGGAUGGAGAGGAGGAGGUGGAAGGAGAGGAGGUAGAUGAUCAAGUAAUUUACACCCCUCAGUCUCCAGACUCCGAGCCAGAACAAGGCAGGAACGUCCUAACUAAGGAAGACAGAGAUGUAUCAGAAGCAUAUGGAAACUGCAAAACUGCAUCAGGAGACACUGGUGUCAAGGUGGCAGAGGUGGUGGAGGAGGAGGAAGAUGAACAGGUUAACAGCACUGCAGAUGAGGAAGACAUUUUGAGUCCUCGAGGGGGGAGAGCUGCUGUCGUGAGAGAGAUUAAGGAAGACUCUGCUUCAGUUUCUCGAGAGCUGGAUGAACAUGAACUGGAUUAUGAUGAGGAGGUCCCAGAGGAGCCCAACAUCCCAACACAUGAGGAUGAGGAAGAUGAUGCAAAAGCGUUAGAAGAGGAGAACAGUGAUGAAAAGAUUUUAAAGAAGAACGAGAAGAAACCUAUCCUUCCCCCGUCUCCCAAAGAUGGGGAAACUAGAAAGACGGAAGACUUCAAAGUGCGCCGAGAUGCAUUCAGAGACAAGAGGAAAGACGAGGAUGAUGGAGAGAUUGAUGAAGGCGAAAUUGAUGAUGAUGAUUUGGAGGAGGGGGAGGUGAAAGAUCCCACAGAUAGGAAGAUCCGACCACGUCCUAUUUGCAGGUUCUUCAUCAAAGGAAAUUGUACUUGGGGUAUGAACUGUCGGUUUAUCCACCCUGGCGUCAAUGACAAGGGGAACUAUUCCCUCAUCAGUAAGCCAGACCUCUUUUCACCUAAUGGAGCACAACCUGGAGGACCCCCCCCACUUCUACCCAACAACCCCUGGGCUGCCCCUGCUGUAGAGGAGCUCCCUCCACCUCCUCCUCCUGUCGAACCUCCUGUGGAAAGUGCGUGGGAGAGAGGCCUCAGGCAUGCCAAAGAGAUGUUGAAGAAGGCCACCAUCCGUAAGGAGCAAGAGCCAGACUUUGAGGAGAAGCGUUUUAAUGUGACUAUUGGAGAGGAUGAGAGAGAAUUUGACAAGGAAAAUGAUUUCUUCAGGGAACGCAGCUAUCGCAUCAUCAGAGAGGAAAUGGACUUACGUGAGCCAAUAUAUGGUGAUGCAUAUGCUGAACCGUACUAUGAUUAUGAAAUGGAGGCCCUAUGGCGAGGUGGGCAGUAUGAAAACUUCAGAGUGCAGUAUACAGAGGCGCCUCUUCCUUACCAUUAUAGUGAGCGUGAACGAGAAAGGGACCCUCGAGAGCGGCACCGAGAUCGAGAGCGGGAGAGAGAUCACCGUGAAAGGGAGCGCCGACAGAGGGAACGAGAGCGGGAGAGAGAGAGAGAGAGGGAGAAAGAGAGAUUGAGGCGGAAAGAGGAGUGGGAGAGAGACAGGAUGAAGCGUGAUGACAAGGAGAGGCCGAAGAUGCGUCCUCCUCGAGAUAUCCGAGAGAAGAAAGAUGAGAACAAAGUCAAACCGCAAUCACCUUUAAUUCUGCCACCCAACAGACCAUUGGAAACGCCCACAAAGAAAGAUCUUGUUCCAGUAAUGAGACAACCAGAUGAAUGGAAGGACCCCUGGCGUCGAUCAAAAUCCCCCCGGAGAAGAUCUGGAAUGGGUUCCCCACCACGAGGUCGUCGAAGAAAUCGUCAUUCGGGUUCUUCUGUUUCUCUGUCAAACUCUUCCAGGUCUUCAUCUCACUCAUCCUCCUACACAGGCUCUGGGUCAUCUCGUUCCCGCAGCCGCUCCUCCUCAUUCAGCUCCUACUCCAGCCACUCCUCCCAUCGCAGCUCGUUCAGUGGGAGCCGCUCUCGGUCAAAAUCAUUCUCCACAUCUCCCUCGCCAACUCCAGCUGCACCAAGGAAUGCCAAAAACAAACCAGACCUUCCUCCAGUGCUUGCUAAAGGAUUGCCAUUGAAGCAAGCUACUGCGCCGCCUCCACGCAGGGAUAAGCCCCCCACAAAGAAAGCUCAGAGUCCGCCACCUGGUGGAGCAGUUGGCAGGCCUGUAAAGCCGUUGCCAGAGGGAGGAAAGCCUCCCACCAAUCUUCGGGAGUCCGGGGGGAUGGUUAUUGGUGGAAGUGGUGGAAUGGGUAGACAUCUUCCUUCACGGGAACCUGUUAAACCUCCCAACCAAAGGGAAGGAAGGCAGAAAGAACCGCAGCAACAUCCUCCUAGGAGGCGGACAGUAAGUGGGAGUGUUAGUGGAAGUGGUAGCAGUUACUCUGGCUCAAGCUCUCGGUCCAGGUCCUCUUCAAACUCCCUGUCACAUUCACGGUCCGGAUCCAGAAAAUCCAGAAAAUCCAGGUCUCUGAGUGUGAGCAGUGUGUCAUCUGUGUCGUCAGCGUCUUCAAGCAGCAGUUCCGUGCGCAGUGCAGACUCUGAUGACAUGUAUGCUGACCUAGCAAGCCCAGUGUCUUCGGCCAGCACUCGUUCCCCCACACCAGGUCAGCCUCGUAAAGAGCGAGGAGGGCCGCCCCGGGACCGACCCCCACAGAACAGAGACAAGAACAGGAAUCAGUGUGCAGAGAGACCCUUAAAGAAAGAUGAACCCGUAAGGGAAGAUCGCAGAAAGGUGAACCCAUCUGUUGGUCCACCAAGAGGAGGCAACCUAAUGCCCAGGCCAGUCCCUGGAAGUAGAGGUGGUCACCCUGCACACCACCCUGCACACCACCCUGCACACCACCCUGCACAUCACCCUGCACAUCACCCUGCACACCACCUUGCUGGUACUAUGCCGCCCCCAGGAAGCUAUGGAGGCUCAGGUUCCCAUAAAGACAUCAAACUCACGCUUCUAAACAAGCAGGGUGAUAAGGGCAGUAGAAAGAGGUACCUCCCCUCUGACAACCGUCCUGGUUCCCCCCUCAGCAAGAGAAUGGCCAUGUCUCCGGACCGAGCUCGUGAUAAGAGGAUACCGGGACGACCCCCACUCUCUCCUCGAAUGGAUCGACACAGAGGCCAAGCAGCCCGGCCAAUGCCACCCCAGGGAGACAGAAAACGUCCCCUGUCACCACCCCCAAAAUCAUCUGGAAAAGGGCCUUCAGUGCAGUCUGGUAAGCCUGAAACUCCUGGCUCUGCUCCAGCUGCUAGUUCUAGCUCCGGCUCCAGCAAACCCAGCAACACACUGUCUCGCCGCGAGGAGCUCCUAAAACAGCUGAAGGCCGUAGAAGAUGCCAUUGCUCGUAAAAGAGCAAAGAUCCCCGGCAAAUAAGCACGAGUGCACUCCUCGUCUGUUCAUCUGGCCGCCAGUCCACCCGACUGCACAGCAUCGAGAACCAAGGCAACUUGCAGGUCGGAACUAUUCCCAGUGACUCCUGCUUUAGUCUGCUGCCUCCAAUGGACAUGCACAAAUGCUGUAUGGUUCUUGUGUACAUUGUGUAAGUGAACAAGUGGCCUCCACAAGAGUUGUCCUCUGAUUGAGAGUUUCAUCUUAGAGCAUUUUCACUCCCUUACGCCCACAUUCUGCUGAGUUGCUCGUGGUUUACAAACACGACGGAACAUGCUGGGAAGGAGGAAUUUCUCCGGGCUGAGAACUUCUUUGUCUAUUGACUAUUGAGAAACAGAAGGUUUGUUUGAUCACACUGGUCUGUCAGUGAAAAAGAGAGAGAAUCAUGUAUAUGUUGUCCACCUGAUGACUUGCAGAUUUCUACAUAUUUCGCCACCAAAUUUGUCUGCCCCCGUCAAUUGUUUCCUUCUGCCAGAUCUAUUUUGUUUUCUGUAUGACGUGUUGCUUCAGUGAACCGAGUCUGCAGGGCUUCCCAUUCCUUUGGAACAAUCUGCAAUCCAUUGCAAGUCUCUAGUGCGCCAUUGAAAGUGAUGGUACAGCUUGUAUAUUAAACUAACUUUUUGACACACUGUCACCACUUGUACAAUACGAGCAAGUCAUCAGGUGCUCUCUAGAGAAUUACAUACAGCAGUGAUAAAGUUUGUUUUUUUUUAACAUAAAGCUACAGCAUUUUAUUUUCUUGUUAGCUCUUCUCAAGUUAUAAACCAAUGUUUUAUUUGUGUCAUUUGUAGUUGGGGGGAGAGCGAGGUUGUAAUGGGGGAUAUUUAGAGACACAAAAUCCUGCUUUUGUGACAAAAGCCUUCUAAAUAAACUAUUUUGAUAAAGAGCACUGUUCCCAUUUUUGUCAAGGGCAUAAAAUCAGGGCCACACUUUGUGUAAGGGGGUGCUUUCUCUCUGCAAAUGUCCAAAGGAUGUGCAUCGCUGGCGUAAGGCACAUGCACCAAACUCAACUCUGCUUAGGUCUCCAGUUUGCCCUAAAAUACAAGCGGGGUGCACAGUUCCACACAAAGUGAUUCAUAUAUGUCGAUGUGCGUUCUGGUGGAUUAGAAAGUGAACUCUCUUAAAACGUUUUUCUGUUGUAAAAACAUGAAACUAAGAAAUUAUUUCCAAAAUCCAAAGCAAACUGUACAAGUCAACAAACAUUAAAAUCACAUCAUGAAUGUAAAAUUAGCUGGUUGUGCUCAGGUGCCUACAAAAAUAGUUCCAAGUGCUGCUUUAAUUACCACCUUGUCUACACAUCUUUGUUUUGUUCAAGUCCCUCUGCCUGAGCUAUUUAAGCAUGACAUUAUAGCCUAUUUAAAGCCAGCUAAUUAAAACGCAUGCUGUGUGAGAUGAUUUUAUUCGUCAUGGCCAUUGGUUUCCUGCCGCCAAUCAAAGAGCCUGCACAGCACACGUGACACUAUUGCACAAGCACUGAAUAUGAGCUGACUGACAGGCAACUGAUUGCGUCACGAUU